Messenger RNA from Periophthalmus magnuspinnatus, 1035 nucleotides. RefSeq names its product proteasome 20S subunit alpha 6, like (gene psma6l). Gene Ontology annotation, biological process: ubiquitin-dependent protein catabolic process. Gene Ontology annotation, cellular component: nucleus; proteasome core complex; proteasome core complex, alpha-subunit complex. NCBI's taxonomy places the organism in Eukaryota, Metazoa, Chordata, Actinopteri, Gobiiformes, Gobiidae. The coding region runs from base 194 to 934 and encodes 246 amino acids. The record is from RefSeq and is a predicted model, not a curated record. The transcript is spliced from 7 exons.
AAAUAAAUGAAAGAGAAAGUAAAAAGUAUUCGUUGAGGAAGUGGCUUUGCGAUCCAGAUUAUAGCACAGUCAUGUUGUUGUACAUUCAUCAGUUUUUCGCGUUAUAAAAGGAAAAGUAAAGGGAUAUUACCAAAGCGAUUUGGGUUUUAAAACACGUACAGCAUCGCGUAAAGUUCAUUUGAGGUCAGGCGACAUGUCCCGUGGUUCAAACGCAGGUUUUGACCGACACAUCACCAUCUUUUCACCGGAGGGCCGCCUUUACCAAGUCGAGUAUGCCUUCAAAGCCAUCUCUCAGAGCGGCCUGACCACAGUGGGAGUGCGAGGGUCUGACACUGUAGUGGUGGUUACACAGAAGAAAGUACCUGACAAGCUUUUGGAUUCAACCACUGUGACCAACGUGUUCAAACUCACUCCCAGAAUUGGCUGUGUUAUGACGGGACACAAUGCGGACAGCCGUUCCCAGGUGCACAGGGCUCGAGUGGAGGCCGGAGAGUGGAAGUAUAAGUUUGGAUAUGACAUCAGUGCUGACAUGUUGUGUCGGAGACUGGCUGAUAUCUCACAGGUCUACACUCAGAACGCAGAGAUGAGGCCACUAGGCUGUUGUAUGAUAUUAGCAGCCAUAGACCCCCUGCAGGGCCCUGUGCUGUAUAAGUGUGACCCGGCUGGUUAUUACUGUGGAUUCAGGGCUACAGCGGUGGGAGCAAAACAGACAGAAGCCAACAGUUACCUGGAGAAAAAACUCAAAAAGAAACCGGAGCUGACCCACGACCGCGCUGUGCAGAUGGCCAUCUCGUGUUUGUCCUCAGUCCUGUCUUUGGACUUUAAGGCCACUGAGCUGGAGAUUGGAGUGGUCACCAAAGACAAACCCAAAUUCAGAACACUUACAGAGGCAGAGAUCGAGGCACAUCUGAUCGCCAUUGCAGAGCGGGAGUAGCAGGUCAUCAUGUUAGGAUUUGACAUUACAUUUCUGUUAGAUGUUUUUUCCACUAUCAAAUAACACAUUAACCAAACUCAAAUAAACCCAGUUGACAUGAA